AUGCGGCUCCACCUCACCAUCCAGCGUCACGGCCUGCCCGUGACGCGCAUUCUCUGGACGACGUCACCCCCGUCGCUAUUCGGACAUAAUCAUGCGAGCUCCUCGUCCAUGAUCCCUGCUACGUCCUCUGCUGUCACGUCGUCGCGCGUUCCCAAUGCGUUAUAUGCAAAUGGAGGAUACACGGUUGCGCAUUUACUGGAGGAUGUGAACGAAGUCAUUCCGCUCGAAACCGAACCCCGACUAUUCGAGGAUGAAUCAAGUGGACAGUGGGGCUUGGAAGACUAUGUGGUCGAAGUGGGCGGCUCAGAGUGUUUGCAUUUUAUGGAGGUGGAUGGCUUGUUGAGGGAAGGUGAUGAGGUCUUGAUACGGGCACUACAAAUAUCGGAUCUGAGAGCGCGUCGCCUCUCUGGCAGACACCAGAUCUCAAUGGAUGGGAAACAUCUUAUCGAUGGGGUGCCGUUUGGGAAGCCGUUCCUCAAAAGGCCUACGUCGUCGCGGCCGGCUAUCACGAUUCCGCCGAGGAAGAAGAGACGCACCGCUCUUUCGAUUUGGGGCAGCGGAAGUAGCUACGAAGAGGAGGAUACCGAGUGGGCACCGCCUCAGCAAAUAUCGACGGGAAAAGAGCUAUCCCUGCUCAAUCCUGCCAGUGGGCUCGAGAAGGAGGACGAUGACGAUGACGAGUACGAGGAUGCUUACCGGGAUGAUUAUGAGGAUUACCACGAGCCGAACGAAGAUGGCGACGGGACUGUUAUUCGGCACAACAUCGACAGAACACUAGAAGGUGCGGAAGAUGAUCAUCAGGGGUCCGACGGCGUGGUCGAAGAUCUCAGCCAGGAAUUGCAGGAUCUCAAAAAAGACAUGGAGGCACCGUUGGUACCAAAGGAGGGAAAUGCUACCAAGAGGGAAAAGUCUCGCAGUCAGUCAUUGCGCUCACGUCUAAGUACACUGCAAGCCGUUCCGAGAAAGAGCUCUCUUUCGCGUCCCUCUAUGAGAAGAUCAUCUGACGCUUCACGGAGGGACUCCAAAAGUGUCACAUUUGAUCAACAGAAACAGGACUCACCAAAGGUCAACGUAGAAACAGCGCUUGCUAGGGCUGGGUCCACCUCGGAGGAGCCUGAAGAUGUUAUGUCUAGUGAGAGUGAUAGCAGCAGCUCCGCGAGUGAUUCCGUCGUGUCGGAAUCAAGUGACGAGGAGGAGGAGGAGGAGGAGGAGAUAGACUUGUCUUCAGCCUCGUCUUCGGUAUCAGAAGCCGCAUCAGAAUCAUCAUCCGAGUCAGACUCUGAUUCUUCAUCCGAGAGUUCGCCAUCUGAAUCUGAAUCCGAAUCAGAGGCAGAAUCCGAAGCUGAUUCGGGAAAAGAAGAUGUCGCCGACACUAGCAAUAUCCUGAAACCAACCCACAACAUGAAUCCGCCUGGUGCAGGAUCACUACGAACUCGAAAGUCUAAUCAACGGUGCAAAUUACGGCGAAGGCUCACGAAACUCAAGGAAUUGGGCAUACUUGAUAAAGCAGCCGAUUUUGCCGCUCUUCGACAGUGGGAGGCUGAACACGGUGACUCCUUUUAUGUACCUGGAGCAGUCAUCGAUCUCAAAGCGAAGGCGCAGGAGGAGUUUGAGGCAAAACGCCAGAAGCUACUCCUUGACCUGGAGUCAGGCGGUGUCGAUAUAACCCCCUACUCCGAAAAGGAGAAUGUCACCCCGACGCCCGUUGAGCACGAUGUGUCAGAGUUACCUGAAGACCAUGAUGAACAAUAUGAGACUGCAAAUGACACCAACGAGGCUAGCCCGGAGGUGCCCCAGCGCCGGACAUUGGAUGUCGCUAGCACGCGGCGGCUCCUUUUCGGCUCCCUUGGCGUUAGGGCUCCUCGCUCUAAGGAGGAAGAAGAGGCCACUCGAAGGAAGCUGGCGGGAAAGGCUCAGAAAUUCAUUCCUCAAAAGACAACACAAAAUGUCCCUGAAGACCAUGAAACUGAGUCUGAAGUGGACUGGCGUGAGAAGUUAAUACUUGGGGCUACUGAGUGUUUUUACGACGACAUUGAACUGAGUACUCCGCCAUUUCCGUUUGAACAGCGGUGGGACCCAGAAGCAACAGAGCUCAUCAGACAACGAAAGCAAAGGGGAAAGAAAAGGAAAAGGAGGCAACAGGUCCAGGAAUAUGAUGAGGAAGAGAAUACUGGAUAUGACUAUUAUGGCGAGGAAGACACGCAGCUGAACUACGACGACUCUGAGUUCCCUGAGGCUCAGAUCGAUGACAAAGUCGAAAGUGAGCAGGCAGCUUUCAAGUCGGUCGAAAGCACCAUAGACGAUCUCCCAGCGCUACCAAGUGAUACUAGUGGUCUGGCGGGUGUCACUGCACAGGAGAUGAAACCAGGUCUUGUAUUCGCCUUCAAGCAGCUCGACGUGUCAAGAGCUACAAACUGGCAGCCUACUGUAUCUGAGUUUCGAGUUGCAGUUGUCACCGACGUCUUCGACAACAACAUACUCGGUAUUCGACUUGCAAAACCAUACCGAAGGGAGCCCAAAACCGACGAUGAUGAGGGUCCGUUCCAGUACAGUGGCUUCGAGAUGCCCGGCAUGGACGACGAAGAGGGGGAGGAUGACGGAUUCCGUGAGGUGCCAUUCGACGACCUCAUCGACCCGAAGCUGCUCCGCGCUGCGCCGACUGCAGAUGCUGGAGAUCAAGAUACCGCCAGCAUACUUCCUGCAGGCGAAGAACCACCUGCGCCAGAGCCGAGUCAGUCUGCGGUCGAUGAUGCCGUCCUAGUUUCUGAACACGGGGAAGACCAGUUGGCAGCAAUCAGCAGCCAGAAACCGUCUUCUCCUAUAAUUGACCGUAUUUCCACUUCUAAUUUUGUCACGCACCCCGAUAGCCCUGUUCAAUCACCACGAUUUGAAGGAUUCGAGCCUGCUAGUUCGCCUCCAAGCUCUCCCGCGAGCGGUCCCUCUUUAGCAGCGAGUUCAAACAAAAGGCACGAUGAGGAUGAGGAACAAAGGGCUCCUUCAACACCUAAAGAAAAGCAUGGGAAUGAGCAGUCUGAGCUGCCCUCGACUUGCCCUCCCAAUGCAGAUGAUCACGAUCAGCAAGAAUCAGGCUUGACUGAUCAACUCCAACCGAUCAGCACCCCCAGCGACAUGGGCUCCUUCAACCGGGUACUGGACUAUUUGGCCAGCCAAGAUCCAUCUUCUCCGAUAGGAAACUCUGUCAAAAGUGAAAGGAAAGGGAGUCCUUACAAGCCGUCCCCGGAAAUCAGCUCUCCAACGGUACCUACUCCAUUCUACGAUGUCGACAAACUCGAGGAGCGUCGCCGGCUUGCUCGCAUCGACCGCAAAAAUGGGCGUGCAUCGAGUAAGCGGCAGCCACUCAAGGUCGAAGUUCCCUCAUCCCCAGAAUUCGCGCGCAAAUCCUCUCGCAAAUCCUCCCCUUCUACGCAGGAUCCAUCAUUGGCUAGUGUGGUCCCAGAUAGCGUUCAGCCGCCGGCGAGGAACGAGUCUCCGCCAGUGUCACAGGUGUCCGAGCAUUUCAUUGAUUUGACCCAGUCCAGCCCUCCCGUAUCUCCCGCCGGGAGCGACAAGGACUAUGCAAAGACUCACCCGCUUCCGCGAGGGCCAGGCUGGGUGUCAAAGAACUUUCCGCGCAGGCAGACCAGACAGUCGUCUCAAUCGAGUAGGAUAGUCCAAACAUUGAAUACAGGGAGCAUCAGCCCGCCCCGACGAAGGUGA
Messenger RNA from Aspergillus calidoustus, 3717 nucleotides. The record is from the annotation of a GenBank genome assembly. Lineage: Eukaryota; Fungi; Ascomycota; Eurotiomycetes; Eurotiales; Aspergillaceae.